AAUUUCAGAACGCACUCACAAGAGUUUACUCUUUCUUUACUUUUGUCCAGUUAAUUUCCAGUCGGUAACAUGUGAAUAAUACAACAGAAAGAUGCGAAUUGUAAAAUUAGGUAUCUCAUUCGUCACGUUUCAUAGAUAUAAAGGAAUUGGCAAAUCAACGGUCUUAUAUUCAAUAUUGCUCGAUUUCGACGACUACGAAACUGUUUUCGAACGUCAACCUAAUAUCUAUGACAUUCUUUAUACAUCCCAAUGGUAUUCUAUGCUAAACUAGUUGAGAGUUGAUUUUGAGAGAAUAUUUGCUGAUUUUAGUUCUUGCAAUAAAGGAAGUAACGUGCGUAUCAAACAUAGAAGAUAUAAUAAUACUGGACUUCUCAGGUCCACAAGGGCUGCCUUUGUUCUAUGUAUUUGGCAGCAUCAUAAAUAUGGCCUCCAAUCUAGAAAGUAUAUCUACCAUGGAUAUAAAUCUGAGAGAUGUGAGACAGUAUGUUCUGAUCUGAAUCAAUAAAAGUGAUCUUCUACAAUAUUAAUAUUUUAUUCAGCGACAUGGAGGAGUUAGACAUCCAAAGCAAGCCAUCUGAAGAAAUCACUAAUAUGUCAGAUAUACUUGACGAUUUAAGUCAUAAAUCAAUGGCAGUGAUGGAGAACAAAAGCAUUAGAGCUACCACAGACACCGAAACAGAGGCAAAUAAUUUAAAAUCAGACACAUGCCAUUGGAGAGAUAUGUUGAAAUUAUGUACACCACUAUCAAUACGACUUACACAUUUGUCAAAUGACAUUUUGAAGAAAUUUAUAGUGCCUAAGAAGAAUGUUACACAGAAGCUAUCAGGUAGCAUAAAAAAUUUGGUAAUGGAUUCUAGGGAUUACCGUUCUAGAAAACGAAAAAAAAGGAAUGCCAGUGCAAAAUUUAAAUAUGCAAGGAAAAAGAAAAAGACAGUACUUGAUAAAACCUCACAUCUCAGUGAAAGUGAUGAAAGUUGCAUACUGAAAUCUUGUACUCUUACUUCACCAAAUGAUAAUGCAUCUGCCGCUCCAGCUUGUGCAUCUGAGGAAUAUAUAAGAUCUGAGAAAAUUAUUAAUAAAUCUGCAAUGGACAAAGUAUUAGAUGGGCCUAUCUCUAUGGAACACACAGGUAAAGUUGAUACAACCUCGGUCCAAUGUCUAAAUGAGAACACACAAGAGCGUACCCAAGCUGAAAAAAAUAAUACGGAAACAGAAGAAUCGCGAUACCAGGAUUAUGUGCGUAACAUAUUAAUGGAAUAUUGCUAUUCUUAUGGGAACUUGUCUCAUAUGUCAAAAGAAAUGAAUGAUAAUGAAAAUAGUAGUGAUACGAAGAGUACUACUGGAGAUAGACGACGUAGUAACGAGGAUUGUUGUGAUGACCAGAUUCCCUCAUGGAAUUCAAGAAAAAGAAGAAAAAACGUACAAUUAAAUUCAAAGGAUGAAACGAUUGUUAACAGAAAAUCGCCAAAGAAGAAACGACAGCAAAGAAGUCAGAAAAAUCUCACAUUGACACCAACAAAAGAUGAUAGUAGACGGCCAGUUUUUAUCCAACGAACUAAGUCCCCGAGUUGUACUUCGCCAGCAGCUGAUCAAGAGGUAGUGAAAACUGGCACAGACUCCCCAAAAAAAUUAAAAAUUCAAUUAAUGAAGCUAGAAAACGUGUCUGGCGUGUAUACUCCAAUAGAAUCUACGGAUAUGAUUCUAGAAAAUGAAAGGGAUGUCUUCUCAUCAAUGAAUAAUGACAAUGACUCUGUAGUUGGUUCAGAAGGAAUCAGCGAUGCAGAGACAGUAGUGGAUUCAGUGUUCACAGAGGAAAGCAGAAAUGGCAUUGAGACUCAAGAAUCUGAUCACGCCUUGGAUUCAAUUCCAAUAAUAGCACUAGAAAAGAAAUCAGGUUCUGGUUCUGAAAUUUCGGAAGUUUCUACCGAAAGAGAUUUAGAAAUUGUUGAAAAGCAGCGAAAAACAUCUGUGUCCUCAGGUGAAAUAGUUUGCCUGGAUAGUGAAUCGGAUGUUUAUAUCAAUGAAGUAGACGAAGCAAUUGAUAUAGACGGUAUUUUAAGACUGAGGUAUGGCAUUAGGAAGAACCCAGUUGUACUUUUAGAAAAAUUGAAUCCUAUACAUAAUUAUGUGUCAACGAAUGUUUAUCAAGACGAUCAUGAUGUCAGCGACGUUUUUGAAGGAUCCGACUCCACCAGCAGUGAUUCGGAGAUCGUUAUGUUUGUGAGAAAACGUAAAUCGUCAUCUGUGUGGAGUCGUCGGAUAUCCUCUUCAAGUGAAGAAGAACACGGAUCCUCGAUCAAAUCUGUGUCUAUGUCAGGUUCAAGUAAAGAUAAGGAUGAUAAGAAUAGAAGUCCUAUUUCCAGAACUACAAACACCAGGGAAGAGACUCCGGAAGUGUUUGUUAUUAAUCAAACUUCAGGUAUUUCUAAAGACACGUCCUUGGAGGGAAGCGAACAUGUUGCGACUAUUGCGACACAAGCAAAGAAAAAAGUUUCCCAACCGGAAAACACGAACAAUUUAUCUCCUAAAAAUAUUGUGGAAAAUCCUGACAUUAUAGAAUGCCAUUCAGAUUCUUCGGAUUCGGAUAUCCAGGUAUUGUCAGUGAUAAUGAAUUUCAAUAUUCCAUCAGAAACCUGUGAAAAUAUCGGAACGAAUUCCCCCAGCACUGCAUUGAGCCCUAAAAAAUCACCUUCUAAGUUAUGUACCGAUAAUACUGAUAGUGUAGUUAUGUCGGAUACAAAUGAAACACCAAUAGCAGAUACACAAUCACCAAUGGAAAACACACAAACGCCAUCGGGCUCGAAAAUCACACCUGUUAGUACAACACCAAGGCUCAGCUGUCAUAUAUGCAACCGGAAGUACGUGAGGAAGAGAUCACUCAAGAUUCACAUGGAGUUGCAACAUAACAACGAUUCCACUAAGAAGUUCUCAAACCCAGACACAACGUCGUCCACGACACAAGAAUGCAGUAAUACGAAAGAGUGCUUGGACUGCGGUAUAUGUUCAAAAAAAUUUGUCUCGAAGAAAGCAUUCGUCGACCACGUAUUUACCCAUCAGUCAGAGGCACAGCAGGAUUACAGAUCAGCACCUGAUAAACGUUCACGAUCGGUAUGGUUGGACCUCUACGGUCUGAAAGAUAAGAAUGCUGAAGAUCAACAUGUGGAAAAGUCCAAAAAGGACAAAAAGGAUCCAUCCAGUGACAAACGGCUUAGAAAGGAAGAUCAGAUUAUAUCUAGCUUGACAACUUCUCCGAAAGAAGUUGUUGUAUGCCCAUGUCAUCCUAAUAAUGGAUUGUUAAAUGACCAAGAUUCUAGUGUUUAUAUAGAAAUGGUGUUACUGUGCGAACAUUGUAACGUUGUCUUCCGGAGGAAAGAGUGCCUGGAGACACAUUAUCGUAUUAGUGCGCAGUGUUCCGUAAACAGGACAAGUGGCAGGGUACCAAAACUGUACUGCACUGCGUGCCAUGUUACUGUGGAGUCCUUAUCUGUUUUGCGUCAUCAUCUCGAGAUGCAUCCACGUCUUCAGAUCCGUGGCAUAGUAACCUUCCUAUGUAACAUAUGCAAAGUGAUCUUCUUCGGCAUUGGAAGUAUAUUUCGCAGACACUGGUUCAGUCAUAUAAAGAAUCCUCUCUUCGUGGCUAGUCGUUAUUCGUUCCCUAAGAUAUCUGUUAUGAAAGCACUUGAAAAUUACAACGUAUCUGCAGAGGAAAGAAUGCAGGUGGCUCAGGCUGCUAAACUGGCUGAAAACAUUAAAUACGUUCUCAUCGCUGAGCACGUCUGUCGUCAUUGUAAAUUACCCUUUGGCUCUGAGGCUGAUCUUACAAAUCAUUCAACAUCCUGCUCUAGCAUUAAUAAUAUAUCUAAUGUCACUAAUGCAUUAAAUGAUGGCACGACAUGUUCAACUUGUCAGAAAACUUUUACUGAUAAGAGCAAUUAUGACAUUCAUGUUGGCAAGUGCCAUGCGAUGGCCGAUGGCUCCUCUUCUGCAAAAUCAAACGAUUCGACUUCAGAUUGUAAGAUUUGCCAUAUGAUCUGUGAAACGGAAGAUCAAUUGACGCUCCAUCAGAAUAUUCACAGCAGUGCUAAUCUGUUAUUGUGCUGUCGAUGUGGCGUCUCUUUCAGUGCAGUGGAGCACUUUAAUACCCAUAUAAAAGCCACAUGCACAAUAUGUGACAAGCAAUUCGACUGCCAAAAACGGUGUCAGGAUCAUCUGUCAAGUCAUUUCACGAAUCUUGCAAUUAGUGAAAGGCCUCAAGAAUCUUCAACAAAAACACGGACCUCAUGUGAUACAAACUUGGAAGUAGAUAAAAGCACCGCGAGAAGGAAUCAUGUAGAAAAUACGGAGGUGACUCUGAGUUUAGGCAGUUCGUCUCUUCAAGCAAGACGAUCUGACGCACCGCAUCAAUCAAAAUCGCAAAGCGAAGUUAGAUAUCUGAUAAUCAGAGACGAAGUCACAAAGUUACCCAAACAAGUAGUAACUAUCACUCCCGCAGGCAACACUUCGAAUACGUCAUGUAUAUCUGAAGAAGCUGAGCAGCAAACACGUAUUCUCAAAGAAAUUCUAUCUAUUACUAACGCCCCGAAGAAAGUCGCGAAUAUCGUCGAAGCUCAACCAGCUAAUAUAGAAAAGAAUCCCUUGGCUUCAGGUGAAGAAAAAGACACAGCUACAAGUACGGAUACGGAAGUACUAACGGAUAGUUCAGAAACAAGUUCUACUGGUGGGAUGCCAUGUAGCUCAAAGAAUGAAAAGACACCUAAACCAGGAUUUUUACGCGUGAAAAGUAUGUCAGAACUUUUGGAGAAGCGUGAUAAGAAAGCUUACAUAUGUGAAACGUGUGGAUUACCAUGUACGUCUGCUGCGAAUUUGGCAGAACAUUCAAACACGCAUGUCAUUCACCAAGUGGCUAACAAGAAGACACUACCGUUGGUCAAUAUAGUCCAGCGUAUCGUUGACCAGGAUACUUUAACAUUACUCAAUCAAUAUAUAGCUUCAAACAAAUUAACUUUACAGCCAAUAAGAAGCAAUAUUACUGACGCCACUCCUAACAACUUUAAUACCGAAAUUACCACUAACGUCAAUAAUACACGAGCUAAUAACGAAGGUAAUUGUGGCAAUGCCGCUGCUUUUACUCCCUGUGUGAUAUGCGGUACAAUGUUCAAUGCCACAGAGAAUCCUAUUCAUUGUCAACCGACAACAACAAGUACAGGACAAGCUAAUAUGCAUACCAACGCCGAAGUUUAUCAGCCCGUUGCAAAUAAUAAAACACAAAGUAUUGAAAAUGCAUCUACAUUCAAUACAGCCGUACAUCGUUCUCCAUUCGUAACGUAUACUUCAAAUGCAAUUGGAAGAGAACCACCUGUCAGUGCUGUUAACAGUGUCAACGUAAAUUUGAAUAUGAAUCAACAAGUGGCGCCCUCUUCAAAUUCUCAAUGUACUAACUUAACUUACAAUACUACAAAUCUUCCUAGUGUGCAAAGUCAAAUCCCAUCACGUCUUCCUCCCCCUUACUCAGCUCCGACUAAUAUUCAUUCCAAUACACUUCCAAAGAAUAUGAACGGCACCACUACUUCUAGCAUCAACUCUCACUGCAUUGUUCCGCGUCCUCCAAUGCGUCCUCAGUAUCCUUACAGAGCAAUCAGUCAAUCAGGCAACAAAUCUGUUGCUGCGAAACCCUCCAAUUCCUCCAUUUCGUCUUCAACUUCGUCCACUAAUAACGAUAUGCAGCCUAUCACUACUGAUGCGCCAAUUGGGAGUACAAGACCUUCAGGAUAUUCAAUGAACUACGACAUUCUGAACGUCCCAUUACAACAGUCACAAUCAGAUAUAAUUUUACGAACAGAAUCUCAUGUGACACGAAAACCUGCUCAUCAAUCGAUAUCUCAUACCAUACAUCACCUGCCUGAGCAGCCAAGUCAGAUAGGGUCACAACGACCAGCGCAGUUAUCUAAUUUCAUUAAUCAACCAAAAACGACGCAAACAUACCAACAGACUUCGCAGCAAACAACCAGAGAACAACCAUGCAAGGAUUUAUCCAGCGGACUAAUCUUUACUUGUCCCUGCUGUAAAGAUUUCACAUGCACUACUGCUGAGGAAUUCAAAUUGCACCGAACACGACAUACAAAGUCACAACCGAUACAGCCAAGCAAAUCAUACUGUGCCUCAACGUCUGAUGUUGAACUUGGCGCACGUAGCAGUUCUUAUUCUCCUGUAACGAAUCAACAAGUUCGACCAAGUUCCAACGAACCAUUAUAUGUGUGUAACAAAUGUCAUACCUUCCGUACCACCAACCACGUGGAACUUCAAGAGCAUAUGAAACAGCAUCACAAAUCCUAUAUAUGCCAGUUGUGCCAUGUCUACAAGUGUAAAUCCACGACCCUCAUGCAAGAGCAUAUUAAUCUACACUUAGAUGGAAAAAUUGCCCCACAUGCGGUACGACACACCCUUCAAGUCGAUGGUAAAAUCGUAUCAAAAAUUAUUGCACCACAACUUCCAAGUUCAUCCUUUAGUGAAACCUCGCACCGUGCCGAUGUUCGAUCUUCACCAGUACAUCAGAUGCAACCGACUCAGGUCACGAACAAACAAUAUUCACCGUGUGAAUUUCGCAGUAACGGAGAUUCCCAAGUGCUGGAUCAUGAGAGAUCAGAUACUUUAAAUUCAUGUUCCAAAAAUCAGGCAAGGGAACGGUCGGAAAUUAAAAAAACGGUAUAUUAUUUUUGUAAAGUAUGUAAACCAGUUCCUGUAUUUCAGACUGUAGCUGAGCUGCAACAGCAUCAAGCUAGCCUGCAUCCUUAAAGUCAUUUACAUCACAUUGUUCCAUAGAAUGCUCAUCCUGCAUACGAAUGUCAAAUGCACCAAAGGAUAUUCAUAUACACAGUUUUUUAAUUUAUCAGAGAAAUUCCUCGAAAACGUCUACUUUGUAACCUUAUAAUGAAAUUUAUCACUGUAGUGUUUUUCGUGACGGAAUUUAUUGUUAAGCUUAUAAUAUUUACUACUAGUAUUUUUAGUACUAAUGGUAAUAAGAUAAUCGUCGGUAGCUUAAUAAUAAAUAAUAUCUUUUUAAUAUUAAUUUCAAGUUUCUUACUAUACCGGAACAGCAUCCCUGAGAACUUUCCUUUAAGCUUUACAAAUCAAAAGGUGCUGUUAAUUGUUAAAUAAAUAUUAUUCUCAUGUGA
Messenger RNA from Cephus cinctus (wheat stem sawfly), 7172 nucleotides. RefSeq lists its product as uncharacterized. The transcript is spliced from 3 exons. The coding region runs from base 544 to 6792 and encodes 2082 amino acids. Lineage: Eukaryota; Metazoa; Arthropoda; Insecta; Hymenoptera; Cephidae. The record is from RefSeq and is a predicted model, not a curated record.